GUACGAGUUCGCCCCACACCCCGAGAUCCUAACGGCGUUCGAGUUUGUGCCCAAGCUCUACGGGCGCAAGGGUGUCAACAUGAAGACAAUCGCCGACAGCUGUGGCGGCAAGGUCCGUCUGCGGGGACGCGGCAGCCGCUUCCUUGAGAAGGAUGGCUUUGAGGCUGACAUGGACUUGAAGCUCUACCUGAGCUGUCAAACGCGGGAAAACUUGCUGGUCGGGCACAGGCUGGUUCUUGACCUUCUUGAACGCAUAGAAGCCGACUUCCAGCGCUUCUGUCGACAAGGCGAAGCCAUCGCGCUAAUGUCGAGCUACGGCCUUCCUCCGAAACUUGAGGGGAAGUCUGUGCUGUACCUGUUGUCAAAUUCCAAAGGUUUGUGA
Symbiodinium natans is the source of this 382-nucleotide messenger RNA. Lineage: Eukaryota; Dinophyceae; Suessiales; Symbiodiniaceae. The record is from the annotation of a GenBank genome assembly.